This is a messenger RNA of Lingula anatina, 2280 nucleotides long. RefSeq lists its product as uncharacterized. The record is from RefSeq and is a predicted model, not a curated record. NCBI's taxonomy places the organism in Eukaryota, Metazoa, Brachiopoda, Lingulata, Lingulida, Lingulidae. Gene Ontology annotation, molecular function: GTPase activity.
UCCAGGGGCAUGAAAUCACUUACAAGUUUGACAGCGAAUCGAACAGAAUGUCAGGGAAAGUGAGACAGAGGGCGUCUGCUAACACAGCAGAUUCAGCCACUGUCUCUGUAAAUGAAAGAAUUCUGAAAGAAUGUCACACUCUGUAUACCGAUCCAGACACUGGUUUGGUGAAUAUUGCAAAAAAUUUAGGACUGACUCUGUUGGCACCCAGGAAAAAAAUCACCGUCCUUUUAAUUGGGAACCACUCUGCAGGAAAGAGCUCAUUUAUUAAUUGGUAUGUGGAGGAGCAUGUGCAGCGGACAGGGGUGGCUAUUGAGACACAGGGCUUCACCUUUGUCACUAGUGGGAAGAAGAGGGAAUCUCUCACGGGCAAUGCAACCCUCCAUCUCUAUCCCCAUUUCGAGCCAUUGCGAGAUAUUGAAGGUGUUACCGAUUACUUGACGACGGAAAUUUCAACAUCAAAACAGAAGAAGUUCAGUUUGGUGACUUUUGUGGACACGCCAGGUCUUGUAGAUGGUGACAUGAAAUAUCCCUUUGAUGUGAAUCGAGCAAUUUUGUGGCUAGGUGACAUGGCAGAUCUGAUCUUUGUAUUCUUUGAUCCUAUUGGUCAAGCCUUAUGCAAGAGAACCCUGAAUCUGGUUGAGAAUCUAAGUGUAAAACAUGCAGAUCGAAUGCGCUUCUACCUUAGCAAGGCAGACGAGGCAGGACAUGAAAGUGACCGUCAAAGGGUGAUGAUGCAGAUUGUCCAGGAGUUGUGUAAAAGACCAGGUCUGAAUCGUACAGGGUUUGAUAUGCCCACAAUAUACAUCCCCAAUGCCAGUGGCAAGCCAAGCAGAUGUGUGAACCAGAUUGAGGAAGUUUGUAAAGAUGUGGAGAAAUCUAUUAAUCAAACCAUCCAGAACACACUGAAUAAUCUGGAAAAGGACUGUGAACAGAUAGCAGAAAUUGUUGAUCGCAAGUUGGAUGAAGACGAUGCUGCAAGUUCUCACAACUUCAGCGCUAGAGGAAAAGGCUGUCUGCUGGGAUUAGUUGGCUUUAUUUUGCCACUGUUAUUGCUGAUUAACUUGUUGGCCAGCAAUCUUGGCAAAGACAUUCUUGUGAGCACCCUUGGAAGAUCAGGAGCAGAAACCCUGCAGCUUUACAUGGCUCCUAUUAAAGGAAUGUGGGAUGUGAUACCCAAAGCUUACCACUACCAUACCUGGGGAUUCUUCUUGUUCAUCUCCCUCGUGUUGCUGAUUGUGGCCAAACUCAAGUCAAGAUUGAAGCCAACUCUUAAUAGAAAGCAAAAGAAGGCUCUUAUGGAAAAGAGAGAUUACGUGCAAAACAUGAUAAAGACCAAGAAGCAAUCCCUCUACCAGGAAUACCUGCAGCAGAGUGUUGCCGACCAUGACCUCUAGGAAAUGCAGACCUCUAAGGAAAAGGCAAAUGUUGUGUCAGGAUAGCUGGGAGUAAAAUUAAGCAACAAGUAGAACACAGAACAAAUAAACAAUAAAAUUACAUAUUUAUUGAAACCCAAUUGUUAGCAGAAGUAAUUUUACUUUUCAUCUGAUGUCAUUUUCAACACAAAAGCCAUAGAAACAAGGGAAUGCCAAUAAAUGGACAAAAGAUGUUUAAUAAAUAAGCAUGUACCAGCAGCAUUACCUUUUUCCAACCCGAUGUCAUGUGGAUUUAAACGGGUUGAAUGAGGUUAAAGUAACUUGCCAUAUUUAGGAGGUGAUGGUGUAGACACAGUAUUAGUUACCUAGUUAAAAAAAGUGGUUUAACUCAUGUUGGGUACAAAUGUAAAACUUGAAGACAAAUAUUCCAAAGGACAAAUGCCAACCUAUAAGGUUAUAAAUGAACCUUGUUAUAAUUUUGUAUGUGUAGGGUAAGGGACGUAGGAUCAAGUUUUGUCAACAGAUAUGCACAAACCAAAGCAGCAGUUUGCAUUUUUCCAGUAUAAUUAUUUAACUUUAAAAAGUAACAGAUAGGAUAAAAUCAUAAGCCUAUUUUAAUAAAUUAAAGGUAAAGAACUUCAUAGGCAGCAAGUCAGUUUAUUUUUCUUCAAAGGCAGCUAAACAGUUUGAAGAAUGUUAUAUUUGUAUUUAUGUAAUAGAGAUAUAAUCAGUACGUUAAACAUGCUAUACUAUAUAUCUGAAAAAUAGUUAAGAGUUUUAUCAUAGCUCUUGUUCUAAAAAUAUAUCGAAAUUGCAUGUACUUGUUCACAAUUGUUUAGUUCUUAGAAAUAUUUCCUGGAAUUAUACUUGUAUGUUUUAAUGAAAUAAAAUGUAUACAUAAAAA